This is a messenger RNA of Marchantia polymorpha subsp. ruderalis, 2711 nucleotides long. NCBI's taxonomy places the organism in Eukaryota, Viridiplantae, Streptophyta, Marchantiopsida, Marchantiales, Marchantiaceae. The record is from the annotation of a GenBank genome assembly.
GCCCUCCGCUCCCAGCAUCCGCGCAGGCAGCGCAGGCUGGCGGGCGGGCGGGCUGGCUUCGCCGCUUGCGCGCCCUUGAGAUGGUUCAGAUAUCGCGGGCGAGGGCGGCUUUAGGCUCUUCUUUCCAUCCCACCCCAAAACAUCUUCUUUCCUUGCAUUGUAACGCUCUGGGCUGCCGCUCCAGCUAGCCGCUAGUCCUGGAUCCUAGGUCGCUGAGUUCGACAUCAACUGCAGGUCGAGGCCCUUCCAUUCGUUGAACUGGUGAUCUUGGAAACGGAGCGAGUCAUUGAGACGAGGAUCGUCCGUGCAAUAUCUCGUUCCCCGUGGGUGGAAGUCCAUUGGGCUGGUCGUGAUAUUAUUGAUUAGGGACUUGACUGCGAGGGCAGUGAAGCAGUACGCAAGAAAGCCCGGAUAAGGGAGUUUAUAGUGGGUGCCAAAAAUAUUGGAGGGCGUAUAUUCCGGGCGGACUUCCAUAUUUUGUGUCGUGUUGGUGGGAGCUGUAUGAUUGUGUGUUUAGACGAGAGUCCGUGACCAAAGGGAUUACUUACAAAUUGCAGUCCUAUAAUUACGGUAAAUUUCUAUCUAUCUGGCUUAGUAAGGAAUUGCUAGUUGGGCUCAUUCAGGAUGAAUGUGGAGUGACAGUACAAUUUGGGGUUUUGCGCCUUUAUGUCUGCACACCUACUAUCUGACAACACUAGUCUGCUUACUUUAAUUCUGUCUCAAGUUUCCCACUCUCCUCGCGUCUCUAUUGUACCGGAGGCAUUGUGCAUUCUGACCACUCGACAGAAGACAUCAGAGGAAAACAGGAAAAGUGGACUGGACAAACGUCUUCUAGCUCUACUCUGAGAAAGACCAUACCACGCUGUAUCGAUUGCUCAUUGCGCAGGCUUAUACUACUUCUCUGCUGCUGUCCGUGUAGCGUGUGUACUUCAUAGAUUCUUCCACUCAGAGGAGACUAUGGAAUUGGUAGCAGCGUCGGUGUCUAAGGUGGUCCUUCCUCGAGCCAAGUGUGCUGCUUCAUCUGAAAUUCCCACUCACUUUUCUGGGGCGGCUGUGAAACUUGAUCCGAAGCGGCCGAGCAAUAGCAUUGUUUAUGAUAUCAAGGCGACAGUCUCGACUCAGCCGAGAGCACCGGAGACCGAAAAGGAUAAUAUCAAUAAUUCGAAGCCACAAGUAACUCCGUAUCAGUUGUGGACCCGGAAGUCAUCUCCAAGUCAUGUUUCUGAGGAGAAGCUGGCGGUGGUGAGGGGCAUGACAUCAUGGGCAACAGAGAACCUUCUUCCCCUGCUGAAGCCAGUGGAGAAAUGUUGGCAGCCUCAGGAUUAUCUUCCUUCUUUCUCUUCCCCCACAUUCAGCGACGAAGUGAGGGCUCUCCAGCAGCGCACUGCCAACCUGCCGGACGAUUAUCUGGUAUGUCUCGUGGGAGAUAUGAUCACUGAGGAAGCGCUGCCCACUUAUCAAACCAUGCUGAACACGUUCGAAGGGGUGAGAGAUUCGACGGUUUGUAGCCCUGAGCCCUGGGCUGUUUGGCUACGUGGGUGGACUUCAGAAGAGAGCAGACACGGAGAUCUUCUGAACAAAUACCUCUACCUUUCGGGAAGAGUUGACAUGCGAAUGAUUGAGAAGACUACACAGUACUUGAUCGGUUCUGGCAUGGCUCCUCAAAUCAACAACGACCCAUAUAACGGGUUUAUCUACACGUCCUUCCAAGAGCGAGCAACGUACAUCUCCCAUGACAACACAGCUACUCACGCCAAGCAAUUCGGAGACAGCAAGCUCGCGACAAUCUGCAAAAUGAUCGCAGCCGACGAGAAAAGGCACGAGAUUGCGUAUACGCGAGUGAUGAGCAGAAUUUUUGAACUAGAUCCGAGCGGAUCAAUGCUGGCAUUCGAAGACAUGAUGAAGAAGAAAAUUACAAUGCCGGCGCACCUGAUGUUUGACGGGGACGACGAAAAACUGUUCGAAAACUACGCUCAAGUGGCUCAGCGACUUGGGGUCUACACCGCUGCGGACUAUGUGAGCAUCAUGGAGCACCUGAUCCGAACGUGGAAGGUGGAAAGCUUGGUCGGACUGACGCCCGAGGCCCAGAGAGCGCAAGACUUCGUGUGCAAUCUGCCCACACGCUUCCGCAGACUAGCAGAGCGAUCCCAAACUAUGACCAAAAGGCGUGGGCCUCCUGUCUCCAAGAGUUUCAGCUGGGUAUUCAACAAGGAGAUCAAGCUGUUAUAGAUUAUUCUUGUCGUCUUUCGUAGAUGAGCCCCGAUACGCACCGAGUUUCAUGGGGUUGAGAUUAUGGAGCAUAGCUUUCACCUGCACACAUCUAUACGUACAUAUCCCUCUACCCAUAUAGUUACACUCCACAUACUCAUCCUACCGCUCAGAUCACCCCUCUGUAGGAGUCCUCAUACGCUUCAGCAAGAGCAGUGGCUUCUUACAUGUACAACAGCCGUACAAUAUUAUCAGGAUGGUAGAGAGUCUUUAGAUCCGUCCAGUCUUUAGAUCUUACAAUAUUUCAGAAUUUCAAGAAUUCACUCUUCUGUCUUUUCGAACUCUUGUUUUCAUUUCAGACUUAGGAACUCAGCGAGCCGCCUAUUCAUUUUUAUCGUAAGGGUAGAUUCUAGGCACAGAGGUGAACUAGGAACGGUCCAAUUUCGAAAUGUGUAAAAGCACUGUGGCAAUUAAAACAAUCUGCAAGCAGCUUUCUCUUCUCU